Messenger RNA from Closterium sp. Naga37s-1, 621 nucleotides. NCBI's taxonomy places the organism in Eukaryota, Viridiplantae, Streptophyta, Zygnematophyceae, Desmidiales, Closteriaceae. The record is from the annotation of a GenBank genome assembly.
AUGUCUGCCAGGAGGCGUACCUUGUUGAAGGUUAUUAUCCUCGGGGAUAGCGGCGUCGGCAAGACGUCGCUCAUGAACCAAUAUGUGAAUAAGAAGUUCAGCGCACAAUAUAAAGCUACGAUUGGAGCCGAUUUUUUAACGAAGGAGGUCCAAGUAGACGACAAACUUGUAACCAUGCAGAUCUGGGAUACAGCCGGUCAGGAGCGGUUUCAGAGCCUGGGAGUUGCGUUCUACCGGGGAGCGGACUGCUGCGUGUUGGUGUACGACGUGAACGUGAUGAAGUCGUUCGAGAACCUCGACAACUGGCGGGAGGAGUUCUUGAUACAGGCCAACCCAGCAGAGCGAGAUCUGUUCCCGUUCGUGGUGCUGGGAAACAAGAUCGACGUGGACGGCGGUAACAGUCGCGUGGUAUCUGAGAAGAAGGUGAAGGCGUGGUGUGCGGCCAAGGGCAACAUCCCCUACUUUGAGACGUCAGCCAAGGAGGACUACAACGUGGAGGCCGCCUUCCAGUGCAUCGCCAGAAACGCGCUAAAAAACGAAACCGAGGAGGACUUCUACUUGCCAGACACAAUUGAUGUGAAUGCUGCACGGGCCACCAAGGCAUCGUCAUGUGAAUGCUGA